GCUGUCGCUGGAGUCUGAUCAUGUGAUCUUCAACAUGGCGACGCCCUUAGUGCCCUCCAGAAAGGGGCGGAGCCUAGACCAGGGAGGCCGGCUCAGAUUCAGGUUAAAUUGAGGAUUGAGCUCGCAGUUACAGCUAACCAUGGAAGCGAACGGGUUGGGACUUAAGGGUUUUCCGGAGCUGAAGAAUGACACAUUCCUGCGAGCAGCCUGGGGAGAGGAAACAGACUACACUCCCGUUUGGUGCAUGCGCCAGGCAGGCCGUUACUUACCAGAGUUUAGGGAAACCCGGGCAGCCCAGGACUUUUUCAGCACUUGUCGUUCUCCUGAGGCCUGCUGUGAACUGACUCUGCAGCCACUGCGUCGCUUCCCUCUGGAUGCUGCCAUCAUUUUCUCCGACAUCCUUGUUGUACCCCAGGCACUGGGCAUGGAGGUGACCAUGGUACCUGGCAAAGGACCCAGCUUCCCAGAGCCAUUAAGAGAAGAGCGGGACCUAGAGCGCCUACGGGAUCCAACAGUGGUAGCCUCUGAGCUAGGCUAUGUGUUCCAAGCCAUCACCCUUACCCGACAACGACUGGCUGGACGUGUGCCGCUGAUUGGCUUUGCUGGUGCCCCAUGGACCCUGAUGGCAUACAUGGUUGAGGGUGGUGGCUCAAGCACCAUGGCUCAGGCCAAGCGCUGGCUCUAUCAGAGACCUCAGGCCAGUCACCAGCUGCUUCGCAUCCUCACUGAUGCUCUGAUCCCAUAUCUGGUAGGACAAGUGGUAGCUGGUGCCCAGGCAUUGCAGCUGUUUGAGUCCCAUGCAGGGCAUCUUGGCCCACAUCUCUUCAACAAGUUUGCAUUGCCCUACAUCCGUGAUGUGGCCAAGCGAGUGAAGGCCAGGUUGCAGGAAGCAGGCCUGGCACCAGUGCCCAUGAUCAUCUUUGCUAAGGAUGGGCAUUUUGCCUUGGAGGAGCUGGCCCAAGCUGGCUAUGAGGUGGUUGGGCUUGACUGGACAGUGGCCCCAAAGAAAGCCCGGGAGCGUGUGGGGAAGACGGUGACACUGCAGGGCAACCUGGACCCCUGUGCCCUGUAUGCAUCUGAGGAGGAGAUUGGACAGCUGGUGAAGCAGAUGCUGGAUGACUUUGGGCCACAACGCUACAUUGCCAACCUGGGCCAUGGGCUUUAUCCUGACAUGGACCCAGAGCACGUGGGGGCCUUUGUGGAUGCUGUGCAUAGACACUCACGUCUGCUUCGACAGAACUGAGUGCAUACAUUUACCCUCAAGUACCACUUACAUAGAUGAUUGAUCAUUUCUAGGACAAUAAAAGUUUCAGAGUUGAA
Callithrix jacchus (white-tufted-ear marmoset) is the source of this 1320-nucleotide messenger RNA. It is a transcript of the gene UROD, whose product is annotated as uroporphyrinogen decarboxylase. Lineage: Eukaryota; Metazoa; Chordata; Mammalia; Primates; Cebidae. Gene Ontology annotation, molecular function: uroporphyrinogen decarboxylase activity. Gene Ontology annotation, cellular component: cytosol. The record is from RefSeq and is a predicted model, not a curated record. Gene Ontology annotation, biological process: heme biosynthetic process.